AUGCAACUUGCCAAAAACUUAUACACUUCCUUCUCAAAAAGUGUAGUGAGAAAAAUAACUGAUGUUUACUAUUCUUAUCAAAUAGAAGAAAAACUUUCUAAGGAACAAAUCCUUGAAGCUUACUUAAACUCUGCAGGCUUCUCCAAGGGAACUGUGGGAGUCCAAACUGCUGCAAAAACUUUCUUUAAUAAAGACGUUUCAGAGCUUGACCUUGCUGAGUGUGCCCUUAUAGCUGGUGUAACAAACCUUCCAGAAAAGUACACUCCUUACAACACAAAAGAGAUAGAAGACUCAGACGACUUAGGAAACAUUGAAGUUGUUCUUCUUCCAAAAAAUGAAAACUCUGAGCCAAACUCUGACAGGAUUAUAAAAAUUGCCAAGAACUUAAACGAACUUGGACAAGUUGAUAACUUUGAUUUAAUUCAAAUUCAAAACGAUAUGCUAGUUCCUGUUAAGGCUGUCUUUAAUGAAACUUCACGAGAAAGACAAAGACUUGUAUUAAAGAGAAUGCUUGCUCAAGGACUAAUUACUAAAGAAGAUCACGACAAGGCUUUAAACGAAAAAAUUGAAAUCAACAUUGGCUCUCGUAAGGAAAGUGGAAUUUCUUCUUUCUAUACAGAUGUUGUUCAAAAGAAUGCUAUAAAAAUUUUAAAAGAAUCUGGAUAUACAAAAGAAGAAGCUACAAACAAACUCUUUAAUGGAGGUCUAAAGAUUUAUACUCCAAUGGAUAUAAAUAUGCAAAGAACUCUUGAAGAAGUUGUUUCCAAUCCAAAAUAUUAUUAUGGCGGCUUCACAGACAAGAAUGGAAUCAUCCAACCACAGGUUGCGUCUGUCAUCAUCGACCAAAAAACUCACGAAGUUAAGGCCCUUGUUGGUGGUAGAAAUGUAAGUGGAGGUAGACUUUUAAACAGGGCUCUUGUUCCAAGACAACCCGGAUCAUCAAUUAAGCCUAUUUCAGUUUACCUUACAGCUCUUAACAACGGAGCAACUGCAGGUGAUGUUUACCUAGACCAAAGGAUGCCAGAAAAAUUAUUCGGCCAUUCACCUAAGAACGCAGGCAACCACUACCAAGGUUGGACAACUAUAAGAAAUCUUCUUCGUCAAUCAUCAAACGUUGGUGCCUACCAAGUUGCCAGAGAUAUUUCUGCCGAUAAGGAUGCAAAAGUAAAUAAAAAUUCAACAUAUUCUAAGGUAUACAACGAUGAAGAAUCUCUUAAUAAGAUGGUUGAUACCUUAAAAUCAAUUGGAGUUUCUACAAUAGUUGAAAAGAAGGACAACCCAACAUGGAACGACAUAGACUAUGCACCUCUUACACUUGGCGGUAUGAGUUAUGGAAUAAGUCCUUUCGAAAUGGCUGGUGCCUUCACUGCAAUUGCCAACGAAGGAAAGUAUGCCAACCCUUAUGUAAUUACAAAAAUCGAAUCAAGCACUGGUGAUGUAAUUUACCAAGUUAAUCCUAAAGAGAGAGAAAUUACCACUACACAAAAUGCUUACAUCUUAACAGAUAUGCUAAAGGAUGUUGUAAGACGUGGUACAGGUAGAAAUGCCUCCUUCCCUGGUCAAGAAGUUGCCGGCAAGACUGGUACAACAAGUGACAAGAAGGACGUUUGGUUUGUUGGUUACACUCCUUACUACACUUGUUCAGUUUGGAUUGGUAACGACAAAAAUCAAAAACUUGCCUUUGGAUCAACUCAAUCAGCUUAUCUAUGGAAGCAAAUUAUGAGAUCUGUUCACCAAGAUCUUGACAGCAAGAAGUUCGAAGAACCUGAAGGUAUCUACACUAAGUAUUCAGGUGGCAGAAGAGAAAUCUUUGCUGACGGAACUAAGCCUCACUAUGUUAACAAGUACGGCUUCUACAGAGCUUCUGAAGAAAAGAAUAGAGAAGAUAAGAAGCUUGACAAUAAUAACAAUAGCAACAACAACAACAAUAAUAAUGAUGACAAGAAGAAAAGAAAAAAGAAAUCAUCAAACAACGAAAACAACAGCAACAAGUCAAAAUCAAGUAGAAAGAAGAAAAAAUCUUCUAAGUCAAUUAUUAAUAAUGAGAAUUAA
Trichomonas vaginalis G3 is the source of this 2052-nucleotide messenger RNA. Its product is annotated as penicillin-binding transpeptidase. Gene Ontology annotation, biological process: peptidoglycan biosynthetic process. The coding region runs from base 1 to 2052 and encodes 683 amino acids. Gene Ontology annotation, molecular function: penicillin binding; peptidoglycan glycosyltransferase activity. The transcript has a single exon. The record is from RefSeq and is a predicted model, not a curated record. NCBI's taxonomy places the organism in Eukaryota, Parabasalia, Trichomonadida, Trichomonadidae.